CUUCCCUAAAAUAACAAGUCUUACAUGCACGCGCGCCAACAUCCCAUUAAAUCAUUCCCCCAUCUCCUCUACCUCCUCCUCCUCUCUAGACUUCCCUCUAUAUAACUCCUCCCUGUAGCCCUGCAGCUUCACCAGUGUACGCCAUCUCCCAUUCCUCUCAUCCUUCAAUCCUACUCUUUCCCACUAACUAGCAGUAGUCAUUCUAUUCUAUCAAGGCGUGCUCCAUUUCUAGCUUUCAUUACUAAUCAAGUACUCAUCUAUUACAAUGUCCCCUUCUCAGUCUCAACAACAGCAGCAGCAUCAUAAACAUAAUCACUGCUAGUUUUUCUUCCACUACUCAGCUUUUUCUUUUGACAACAACAAUCCCAAACCAGACAUACUCAUUUCAAUACCCUCUACUUUCUUCUAUAUAUUCUCAAUGGAUUACACAAGAAAAUCUUACUUCUUACAACAAGAACAAGAAACAUAUCACUUUCAUCAUCAAGAAAAGAAGCAUUCCAAUAAUCUUCAUCAUCAACUUCCACAUCUGAAUACUUCGUUUUCUUCGUCUUUACUCGACGAAAUCUACAAGUCGUUCGACGAAACAACAAGCUAUAAUCCGUCGUCGUGUUUCGAAGAAACAAAAACAAUUACCAUGAAGAAGAAGAUGAUGACACAGAGCUGUAUUGCUGCUCCGAUUACAAGCAGCAGAACUAGUAGUAUUAUUAACAAACAACAUUCUUCUGUUAAAGGGGCGAGUAAUAGAGAUCAUCAUCAACAGAGAGAUUUUGUAGCAGUGAAAGAAGAAUCAGGGAGAACGAAACAGAGGAACAUUGUUGAUAAAUGGGUUCUUGAAAAGAAGAAGAAGAAGACGAAUACCAAAGGAAAUGAUCAAAAACUAAUUGUUGAUUCAAAUAAUAAGAUUAACUUGAGGAAGAAAACGGCAUCAUCGGUUCCGGUGGAUACGACUCAUCAUCGGUGUUUACAUUCUACUUCGAGUUCUUCGGAUUCUAGUUCCGGUGGAGGGUUUUCUUCGUCGGAGACUGAAUCAGUUUAUGGAUCAAGAACGGCGAAAUCAACCAAAUCUUCGAAUACUGGUUCAUUUUUUGUGAAACCAAUUAGAACUAGAGGUAGUAGUACCGUUCAUCAUUCAGAAAAAAAUGAUCAAAUUCUUAGAAGCCACCAAUCGAAAUUGAAGACAGAGGACAACGAAAGCCGUAGCGGUGGUGGAAAUGGGAAAGCAAAAUCGAGAGCAAUGAAGAUUUACAACGAUUUGAUGAAAGUAAAACAACCGAUUUCUCCCGGUGGAAAAAUCUCGAGUUUUCUCAAUUCUCUCUUCACACCUAAAAAAUCAUCAAAUGAUUUUCCGGCAACAACAACAAAAUCCACGUUUACAAGAACAACAGCACCACCGGUCACGGCGGCAACACCAACAUGUUCAUCGGCUUCUUCGUAUUCAAGAUCAUGUUUAACCAAAACUCCAUCGCUGAGCAACAAUGUAAAUCUGAAACAGAGAUCUGUUAGAUUUUAUCCAGUUAACGCCAUUGUUGACGAUUCUUCCAAACCUUCUCGAGAACAAUCUCAACCUAAACAUCAUAAUCAGCAGCAACAGCGUAGGAGUAAUCGUAUUGGCAGCGAAGAAGAAUUCAAGAACAAGAUUAGUGAAAUUAAGAAGAAUAAUCAGCAAAGGUUCUUAGUUGAAGAAGUAAUCGACAUUGAUAAAAUGCUAAUGGCAAAUUAUCAAAGAAAAGAUGAGAAGAAUCUGAAAGUUGAAGAUGAAUAUGAUGAUGAUAGAGCUAGUUAUGCAAGUUCAGAUUUGUUCGAACUUGAUAAUUUAUCAACAAUUGGAUUAGAGAUUAAUGCUGCUAGGUUUAGUGAAGAACUUCCUGUGUAUGAAACUACUCAUUUCGAAACUAAUCGUGCCAUUGCUAAUGGUUUUAGAGUGUAAUUCUUAGUUUAACCAUUAAUUUUUAUUAACUCCCAAUUUUUGUCUUUUA
This is a messenger RNA of Papaver somniferum (opium poppy), 1976 nucleotides long. Its product is annotated as protein BIG GRAIN 1-like B. The record is from RefSeq and is a predicted model, not a curated record. NCBI's taxonomy places the organism in Eukaryota, Viridiplantae, Streptophyta, Magnoliopsida, Ranunculales, Papaveraceae. The transcript has a single exon. Gene Ontology annotation, biological process: auxin-activated signaling pathway. Bases 419 to 1927 code for a protein of 502 amino acids.